Cordyceps fumosorosea ARSEF 2679 is the source of this 1689-nucleotide messenger RNA. Its product is annotated as Regulator of G protein signaling superfamily. The transcript has 4 exons. The record is from RefSeq and is a predicted model, not a curated record. NCBI's taxonomy places the organism in Eukaryota, Fungi, Ascomycota, Sordariomycetes, Hypocreales, Cordycipitaceae. Bases 1 to 1689 code for a protein of 562 amino acids.
AUGGGUCAGAUUCCGCCCGGCAUCACGGUUUACAACCUGCCAACCGCUCCCCCUAUUUGGGACAAAUUGGGAAUCUUCUACAUCACAUGGGCAGUAGCAUGGACUACGCUGGUAUUCAGCGGCAUGGCCUUCUGCUGGAUCAACCGCAAGAGUCCCAUCCUCAAGAUCCGAGGCCUGCCGCUCUCCUUUGGCGCCAUCAUCCUCCUUCACUCAUACUGGAUCCUCGCCCAGAUUACCUACCCCAUUGCGCACACCAUGCCGCUUGUCCUAGCCUAUGACAUCCAGUUCUUCUUCAUGGGCAUAUACUUUCCCCUCGGCAUCGCACUCUUCCACGCCUCCAACCUGCGAUUCCUGCACGUUGCCAAACUUCAGAAGCAGUUCACCCACCCGGACCUUCUUCGCCCAAAAACCCGGGGGUGCGACGGGGCCAAGACUUCGUUGCUGUGCCGGCUAAGGAACAUGGCAUACACUAAGCGCAUCAUGUCCUUCAUCAGCAUCGGCAUGGUUCUGCUCACAGUGGCUUGCUGGUUUGCUGUCAAAAAGUAUCAUCCCACCUACGGUCUGCCUGGUACGGAAAUGAAGAGCACAACGCUGCCUGAGCAGGUUGCUGAACUUGGUCGUGGGUGGGAGUGGUGGCCCUCACUGGGUUGGCAGUUCAUCUGGACUUGGAUUGUUGCACCCAUCCUAAUAUACAGAGCCUGGAGUAUCCGCGAUACCCUAGGCUGGCGCGCCCAAACCAUUGGUUGCUGUCUUUCGAGCCUACACGCCACUCCCAUGUUUCUCAUUGCUUCCUAUGUUCCCGCCUUCGACCAAGUGAACAUGUACUUCUCUCAAAGCCAGUGGAUUCAUCUGUCCAUCAUGAUGUUUGAGAUCUUCACUGUUUUCGUCCCUGUCGUACAGGUGAUCCGGCUCUGGAUGCUGAACAAGUGGGCGGCCGACAUCAACGCAAAGUGGGAGACGGAAUCGCAAGCCUCGACACUUCGAUCGUCUUCGGCCCUCAGUAUGGCUGAGAGGGGAAAGACCAUGGACUUUUCUGAUAGUGAGAUGGGCGACCGCGUCACCACCAUGAAGGCACUCGAGCAUGUCUUGGCUGAGAACCCUGCCCCUCUACUAGAGUUCUCUGCGCACAACGACUUCUCUGGCGAGAAUAUUGCGUUCCUCACCCGCGCUGAUCGCUGGAGGACCACCUGGUCGGCGGAGAAACAGACUGAUGACUGGAAAAUUCAAGUCUACAACGCCGCCCUCGAUAUUUAUACCGAAUUCAUCAGCCCGUUGGAUGCCGAGUUCCCCCUGAACUUGCCAUCCGCCGACCUGAAGAAGAUGCAGAGCGUCUUUGAGAAGCCUGCUCGCAUUCUGCGUGGCGUUCCUACCUCCAACCCGGCCACUCCUUUCGACUUUGAAGGCCCUCUGCAGCAUAAUCGCAGUGGCUCCGAGACAGACGAGACAUCAACUCAAGCGCAGUACACCGGGGACAUUCCGACCGAGUUUAACGAGACCAUCUUCGAUACCGUCCAGAGCCACAUCAAAUACCUAGUCUUCACAAACACUUGGCCCAAGUUCAUUUCAGAGAUGCAGUCGCGCAGAAAGUCUGAAGACACAAGUCCAAGUAUUUUCACUGCCGCUUCCAAGACAACUAUCGGCAGUCGCAUUUCCAGCAAAAUUUCCAGUAUUAUAUCUCUCGUUUUCUGA